This is a messenger RNA of Heterobasidion irregulare TC 32-1, 1069 nucleotides long. RefSeq lists its product as uncharacterized. NCBI's taxonomy places the organism in Eukaryota, Fungi, Basidiomycota, Agaricomycetes, Russulales, Bondarzewiaceae. The record is from RefSeq and is a predicted model, not a curated record. The coding region runs from base 51 to 953 and encodes 300 amino acids. The transcript has 4 exons.
UGAGUAGACAGGUCAGUCGUAUCCUGAGCCAGUUUAGACACAUCUCCACGAUGGCAUCCAUUGGGCCAUAUGUUCCCCCGAGCCUGUCGAAUUCACCCGCGGCGCCCUCAACUGCCCCCUCGGUUGGCUUGCUUCAACGAUACGAAGAAGAGGAAGAAGAGGAAGAAGAUGACUAUGCACCUGCUUUACCCCCAGAUCUUGCAGCUGCGCGUAUUAACGGCGGAGGACCUGCCACAGUGGGGCCCUCCCGACGUAUAUUCGGACCUUCAAUGGGUCCCCAACGCCAGGAAGAAGAGGAGUCUGAGGACGAAGAAGUUGGGCCUGCACCGCUGCCUUCGAGCGCCACGCUUGACCCGCAAGAUGGCAUUAGAGAGUUCAGAGAGAAGGAGGAGCAGCGCCGGAAACAUAUCGAGGAAGCAGCUAAGCCCAAAGCACUGCAGCGCGAAGAGUGGAUGCUUGUGCCGCCCUCGUCUUCCGACCUUCUUGGUACAUUGGAUCCCACAAAACUAAGCAAGCCGCGACAGUUCUCGCGCUCGACUGCACCGGCGAGAAAAGUUGAUAAUUCCUUGUGGACUGAGACACCCGCGGAGCGACAGCAGCGUUUAGCAGACGAAGUGUUAGGGAAGAAGCGGCGUAUUGAAAACGCAGACGCUACUGAAGGCGACGAAGACGAGGCACGGAAGAAAAGAAAACGAGAUGCUGAAAUCAGGCGGGAAGUGGAAGAGCACACACGGAAACACCGAGGCUCGUCGCUCCUCGAUGCUCAUGCCGACGCCGACUCUCGCAAGAAAAAAGACGACGAUGGCGAGGGUCCUCCAGCUAUCUGGGACCAUUCGCGUGACAUGUCGCUGGGAGGGCGAUUGAUGGACGAGAAAGACCGCCAGAAAAUGAUUCGAGAUGCAAGAGGUCUUUCUGACCGAUUUGGGACGGGCAGGAGUGGGGGCUUUUUGUAAGUUAGAUCGCUGCAGCUUCGGGUCUAGUUUAUGGACAAGCACCGCAAGACAUGUGCACGUAUUUGUCUUGCGCACUGCUGUAUUUCUAUGUCGAUAUAUUUAUUCUGUUCAAAUUG